Molecule: messenger RNA, 693 nt
Organism: Vanderwaltozyma polyspora DSM 70294
Lineage: Eukaryota; Fungi; Ascomycota; Saccharomycetes; Saccharomycetales; Saccharomycetaceae
Gene: VMA4
Product: H(+)-transporting V1 sector ATPase subunit E
Exons: 1
Coding region: 1-693 (230 amino acids)
Biological process (GO): proton transmembrane transport
Cellular component (GO): proton-transporting two-sector ATPase complex, catalytic domain
Molecular function (GO): proton-transporting ATPase activity, rotational mechanism
Source: RefSeq, a predicted model, not a curated record
AUGUCUGCUAUUACUUCUUUGACACCAAAUCAAGUCAAUGAUGAAUUGUUGAAAAUGCAAGCUUUUAUUAAGAAAGAAGCUGAUGAAAAGGGUAAAGAGAUUAUGUUAAAGGCUGAUCAGGAAUAUGAAAUUGAAAAGAAUGAAAUUUUAAGAAAAGAAAUUAAUAACAUUGAUAAUAAUUUUAAUGAUAAAAUGAAAAAAUCUAUUUUAAAACAACAAAUUACUAAAUCAACUAUUAAGAAUAAGUAUAGAUUGAAUUUAUUGUCUGAAAGGGAAAAGUUAUUGGAUGAGAUUUUUGAAAAGACUAAAAAAGAUUUAAUUAAGGUUACAAAUGAUAAAAAUAAAUAUUCAAAAGUUUUAAAAUCUUUAAUUUUAGAAGCUGCAAUGAAGUUAUUGGAAUCAAAUGUCAUUGUUAAAGCUAAAAAAUCAGAUUGCGAUCUACUAAACAAAUUGACAAAAGAAAUUGAAGAUGAAUUCGAAAAAUCUUCAAAUAGAAAAAUUAAAAUUACAAUUUUAAAGGAUUCUUAUCUUGACGAGACUUUAAUAGGUGGUGUUAUCGUGUCUGAUUUAAAUGGCAAAAUAGAAAUUGACAAUACUUUAGAGGAAAGAUUGAAAUUGUUAAGUGAAGAAGCAUUGCCUGCAAUUAGAUUAGAGUUAUUUGGCCCUUCAAAGACAAGAAAAUUUUUUGAUUGA